Messenger RNA from Leptopilina boulardi, 11432 nucleotides. RefSeq names its product cubilin-like (gene Cubn). The transcript is spliced from 53 exons. Gene Ontology annotation, molecular function: calcium ion binding. The record is from RefSeq and is a predicted model, not a curated record. Bases 98 to 11275 code for a protein of 3725 amino acids. Lineage: Eukaryota; Metazoa; Arthropoda; Insecta; Hymenoptera; Figitidae.
UACUUAAUCUAGUGAAAGUGUAUAUGCAGUGUUUGAAAAAUGUUGUAAACUAUUGUGAUUUUUUAAACAUAAUUUAAUUUAUUCAACACAAGACAAUAUGUUGUUAAGAACAAUAUGGUUAUUUAUCAUUUUUUUUAAGUUUUGUGUAGCAUGGAUGAACGAAAGACCGGUUUUGGAAUCAAUAGAUGGCAACUUAUUCAUUUCAAGUGCUAAAGAUAAAAAUAUUACCUUAAAACCUUUGGGAAAUGGAAUUGUUAACAUUAACGAUAUUAAUUUACUCUAUGUCGCAACAGAGGCCCAAAAAGCAUCAAAAUUAAUAGAUAGAUGGAAAAGUGGGCGUUUAGCAGACAUUGAAUUUAGUAUCCAGAGAUUAUCUGAAUAUGUCGAAGGCCCCCAUGGACUUCUCCGACGACUUGAUUUAUUAACAGGGCAUGAUUCCGUUUAUUCUAAUAAUUCAAAUAUUCAUCCAACAAUAAGUACGGAAACGGAGGAGACAAGGAAUGAAGAAGUUCGUAAAGUGAAAUUAAGGGUGACAAAUUUAGGGAAAAAAAUAAGAAAUAUUGAACGAAAAUUGAGACGAAAUGAUUGUGUUAGUGAUCCAUGUCAUAAUGGUGGUACAUGUAUAGAUCUCUAUGAUGGUGUUCAGUGUCUUUGUCCAUCAAAUUUUGAGGGUCCAUUUUGUUCCAUUGAUGUAAAUGAAUGUAUGAAAUAUAAAAAUACCGAUUUGGGUUGUCAAAAUGGAGCAACUUGCAGAAAUGUCUUUGGUUCAUACGAGUGCAUUUGUCCUUCAGGAUGGUAUGGAAAGGAUUGUGUGUUAAAAUCAACAAAUUGUAGUUUACAAAAUGAUGCCGAAUUAUGUGGACACGGUCAUUGUAUAGCUGUUGCAGGAUCACCUCUUGGUUAUACUUGCCUUUGUAAACAGGGAUGGGAGGCUCAUGAUGUUACAAAUCCUGCAUGCACCAAAGAUGUCAAUGAAUGUGCAUUAAAUCAUCCUCCGUGUUCGGUAAAUCCCCCUGUUAUUUGUCACAAUAUUCCAGGAUCGUAUUUUUGUGGCAGCUGUCCACAAGGAUACACAGGAAAUGGAUAUUAUUGUAGUGACGUUGAUGAGUGUAUUUAUGACAAUGGUGGAUGUAGCAAUGUGCCUCGAGUUCAGUGCAUCAAUACAAUGGGCUCCAGAAUGUGUGGAUCUUGUCCAUCAGGUUAUGAAGGAAAUGGAGAAGUGUGCACCUAUGUUGGAGGUUGUAAAAUUAAUAAUGGAGGCUGUCAUCCCCUAGCAAUAUGCUCCGAAAGUUCAUUUAGUGGAGUUACAUGUCGUUGUCAUUCUGGAUAUAUUGGAGAUGGAAUUGCUAGUUGUGUUCCUCAUUCUAGCCCAACGGAUACAACUGGUGCUUGCGCUAGUAAUCCAUGUGUUCACGGGACAUGUGUUCCUGGAAUUGGGAAUACCUUUUCAUGUCAUUGUCAAGAUGGAUUUACAGGUAUUUCAUGUAAUGUAGCAGUCGAUCCAUGCAAUCCAAAUCCAUGUAGAAAUAAUGGAAUUUGUAAAAGAACGUCAUCCGGUAGCGUUAUGUGUGAGUGUACAUCAAGUUUCACAGGAUCAAAAUGCCAAAAAUCAAGACAAUCGUGUGGUGCAGUUUUAAGAGAUCCUGUUGGAAUUGUAGAAUAUCCCCUUGGUGGUGUAAACUAUCAGGAUGGACAAACUUGUGCUUGGCAGCUAAAAACUAAUCACAGUUUUGUUUUUAAUGUCACAUUUACUCGAUUUUCUUUGGAAUCUUCAUCCGAGUGCGCUUAUGAUUUCUUAGAGAUUCACGAUGGAGAAAGUACAAGAGAUCAUCCAUUUGGAAGAUUUUGCGGUGGCAUUGAUAACCUACCGAAUAAGGGAAACAUUAUUUCCUCACACAAUGCUCUCUAUUUUUGGUUUCGUUCUGAUCAUACAGUAGCUUCUGAGGGAUUCACUUUCACAUGGAAUGUAAUUCCACCAGUUUGUGGAAGUACAAUUAGAGCUGAUAUAGGAACAAUUAAUUCUCCUGGUUAUCCAGGAAAGUAUCCACCUCAAAGGGAUUGCUACUGGUAUAUUUAUGUUAGUCCUGGAAAAAGAAUUAAUUUACAUUUUGCUCAGAUGAUGCUAGAAGAACAUGCAACUUGCGAAUAUGAUUAUCUUGAGAUCAAUGAGACCACGAGUUACGGAAAUAAACGACUUGGUUUAUAUUGCAAUCACACUCAUCCCACACCUUUUAUAUCCUCUGGCUCGGAACUUAUUCUUCAUUUUCAUUCAGACAGUGCUGGACAGGAUUUUGGUUUUCAAAUUACCUUCUCCAGUCAAGCAGCAUCUCCAGACUGUGGAGGAGUUUUUACUCAAGAUCAUGGAGAUAUUGCAUCUCCUGGAUUUCUUUCGUCAGUCGGUUAUGGUCCAAAUUCAGUUUGUGAAUGGGAAAUCCGCCUACCGCCAAAUGAACGGAUUAAACUAACAUGGAUUGAAUUUGAAUUAGAACCAUCGUCAUCAUGUAUUUUUGAUUCUGUUUCGCUUUUUCAAGGAAAUACAGUGGAAUCUCCAUUAAUUGGCUCUUACUGUGGAAAUGAUCUUCCAGAGUCUAGGACAAUAAAUACAAAUAUUUUACUCAUUCGUUUGGAAACGGAUGCAUCUAGUCACAGACAAGGUUUUCAUUUGAAAUAUGAAACUGCAUGUGGUGGUGAAUUUUAUGAAUCAAGUGGAAUUAUACAAUCGCCUUUAUUCCCAUCAAUGUAUCCACCUUCUAAGAUGUGUACCUAUAAAAUUAUUCAACCAGUGGGUAAAAUAAUAGCACUUACUCUACAAUUUUUGGAUAUCGAAACAAUGGGCGAGGAGGCAUGUGAAUAUGAUUCUCUAAGUAUUUAUGAUGGAAUGAAUAGUAAUGCAACUCGUCUUGCUACAAUUUGUGGAAAUAAAGAUAAUAUGCAAGCGGAACCAUUUAUAACAAAACAUAAUUAUAUGUACUUGGUUUUUGAAUCCGAUAUCAAUGUACAAUAUCGUGGUUUUUCGGCUAAUUAUACGAGUUUGGAUGUUGAAUGUGGAGGAAUACAUACAGAUCCAAAUGGAAAUAUUAAUUAUCCUAUCGGUGGAGGGGAAUACAGAAAUAAUUUAAAUUGUAUUUGGUUGAUUCAUGCACCACCCGGUCAUAUUGUUCAAAUUUCGUGGUCUUUAUUUAGUCUUGAAUAUGAUUUUAAAUGCAGAAAUGAUUAUGUGGAACUUUUUGACAAUUAUGAAGUCUCUGCAUUAAAAUCUAUGGGAAAAUUCUGUAGUAAUUCUUUACCACCGACAAUGAUGACACAAGGUCAAGAUAUGACAAUAGCAUUUCGAUCAGAUUUCAAUUUGGGAUAUCGAGGAUUUAAAGGACACUAUUCAUUUGUGGAUAUUUCCAAAUCCUGUGGUGGACAUUUAUAUGCAAUGACUGGAAUUAUUAGAACUCCCAAUUAUCCUGAAAAAUAUUCAAGAUCUAUGACUUGCGAAUGGAUAAUUGAAGCUCCUAGUAAACAUCAAGUAAUUCUUCGUGUUAAAGAUUUUGAGAUUGAAAAAAAAGGUUGUUUAUACGAUUAUUUGGAAAUAAGAAAUGGUAUUUACAAUAAUUCACCAUUAAUUGGAAAAUAUUGCGGCGAUAUUGAAAAUAUUCCAAAUACAAUAAAGAGUUUUAGUAAUCACAUGUAUUUAAAAUUUGUCAGUGAUACAACUGAAGUUGAAAAAGGUUUUGAAAUUGAAUGGGAUCUCUUGACAGUUGGAUGUGGAGGUACAUUAACAGCAGCAAAUGGUGAUAUUAUCUCUCCAAAUUAUCCACAAUCAUAUGGAAGAAGUGCUUUGUGUACAUGGAAUAUUAUAGUAUCAGCUGGAAGCUUUGUGCAAAUUGUGUUUGUCGAUUUUGAGUUGGAAACUCACAACACUUGUCGAUUUGAUUAUUUAGAAAUUGCAGAAGGUAACGAUGCUAAUCGUCAGAAUAUUAAACGUUAUUGCGGUACUAAAUAUCCAAAUGUUGCAACAUUUCAAAGUAAUUUAGUAACAAUUCGAUUUAGAAGUGAUCCUUCUAACCAUUAUCGAGGAUUUCAUCUGAAAUAUAGCACUGAGUGCCAUAAUACAAUUCAUGGCAUUCAAGGAGUUAUCGAAUCACCAAACUUUCCACGAAAUUAUGAGCAUUCAACUAAUUGCACAUGGAUGAUUGAGGCACCAAUUGGUAACAAAGUAAAUGUAACUUUUUCUCAUUUUGAACUGGAAAGUGGAAGAAAGGAAAAUGUUUGUGAUAAUGAUUAUUUGAAAAUAGAAGAAGGAUCUGAAGGAAUUGCUACAAAUGUUUUAGGGACAUUUUGUGAUACUGAAAUAAUUCCACCUAAAAUUUCAUCAAAAGAGCAUCAAGUAUUUGUAUCUUUUAUCACAGAUAGUUUUAUUGCUCAUAAGGGAUUUAGACUUGAAUGGGUAGUAAGUGGUUGUGUGGAUUAUUUAACAAAACCUAAAGGUACAUUUAAUUCUCCUGGAUAUCCUAAUGGUUAUCCAUUAAAUACAGUAUGCGAAUGGUUAAUAGAAGUUGAUUACAUACACAGUGUUCAGCUGACUUUUGAUGAGGUAGUAACUGAGAAAGGUGUUAAUUGUGAAUUUGAUAAAGUUGAAAUUUACAGUGGGGGAAAUGAUAAGGCACCAAAAUUAGGUGAAUUAUGUCAUUCAUCUAAACCUGUUGUAUUCACUAGUUCAGGAAAUAAGAUGUUUGUCAGAUUUACUUCUGAUGCCUCUACUUCGAAUAAGGGUUUUAGUGCUAGAUACGAAAGUGUUAAUUUAAGAUGCGGAGGACACUUUACAUCGCAAUUUGGAACAAUUCAUUCGCCCAAUUAUCCACAAAAUUAUCCACACAAUCAAAAUUGUGAAUGGCUUCUGACCAUCGACAAGGAUCACGUAAUUAAAUUGAAUUUCACAAACUUCGAUAUUGAAAAUACAAAAAAUUGUUCGGAUGAUUAUGUUAAAGUAUUCGAUGGAGCAUCAAACACAGCCACUUUGCUUGGUACAUUUUGCCAUAAUAAAAUACCACCUACAUUGACUUCAACUGGAAAUCAAAUGUUAGUGGUAAUGAGAAGUGAUAGUUUUCUCACUGCUAAAGGAUUUAAAGCUGAUUAUCAAAGAGCAUGUGGAGCUACAAUAAAAGUAAAAGAUCAUGGUAUUUUGAGUACAUCUUCAUCUUUAUUUUUAAGAGAAUCUGCAACAAAUUGUAGUUGGAUCCUUAUUGCUGAAGAUCCGGCUGAUCAUAUUACAUUUACUUUUACUCACAUUCAAUUUCCAAGUGAUUGUGAUUAUCAGUACAUUGAGGUUCAUGAUGGUGCCAACACUGAGGGACCAUCAUUGGGAACAUGGUGUCGUACUGACGUUCCUCCACCAAUUAUUAGCAGUGGAAAUUCAUUAACAGUGAAUUUAGUGUCACUGUUGUAUAAUUCUGAAAGUUUUUUUACAGCUUACUAUUCGAGUUUAAAUACUGCUUGUGGAGGGAAUUAUACAUCAACAAGUGGUUCAAUUACGUCACCAUCUUAUCCCAAUAGUUAUCCUAUGAACGCUGAGUGUAUUUGGACAAUAAAUGUAUCACCUGGCAAUGGAAUAGCGUUAGGUUUUGCAGAAUUUAAUUUAGAAUCAAGUACACAUUGCAAUGAAGAUUAUUUGGAAGUUCGUGAGAACAAUGGAAUUGGAAAAUUGUUGGGAGUAUUUUGUUCUGAAAAUCCAGAAACAUUGGAAUCAAAUAAAACACUUUGGAUUAAAUUUAAAAGUGAUGGUAAAGGUACAGCUUCGGGAUUUAGGGCUGAUUAUGUACUUCUUCAUGGAAUGGAUUUAGAUGGACCGUCUGGUGAAAUUGCAUCACCUUUAUAUCCAAUGCCUUUGGUAUUUGAUGAAGAAUAUUCUUGGCGUAUUACUGUCGAUUUUGAAUGGAUAAUAAAAAUUGAAUUCAAUGAUUUUGCAAUUGGACAGGUUGUCGACGACUGUUACACUAAACUUGCUAUAUACGAUGGUUAUAAUGAUGAAGCUCCAACAUUAUUUUCUGGAUGUGGAUUAACGAAACCAGAACCUGUCAAAUCCAAAAGCAACAUCGUUUACAUUAAAUUAACAUCUAUGGUUUUUAGUCUUGAGUGGCAUCAUGCAGGAUGUUGGUUCUUUUUAUCAUGGCAUCAAAUUCCAAGAGGUGAAAUUGAAGAAGAGAAUCAAUUAAAGACGUUACCAAAUUGCAAUCAGAUGAUAAGUUUAACAGACCCUCGAAAUGGAAGUUAUAUAUUUUCUUCUCCUGGAUAUCCUAAUGGAUACUCUCCCAAUUUAGAAUGCAGUUGGUUAUUUAUGUCACCUGUAGGAACGCAUCUUGUUUUUCAAGCGCGAGUAAUGGAUCUGGAAGAAUCUACCGAUUGUGUUGCUGAUUAUGUUGCUGUUUAUUCUGGAAAUGCUCUAAAUUCAAAUACGGGAAAAUUCCUAAAACAGGAAUGUUUGUCAAAUAAUUCUUUUGUUACAAUACCAAGCGGUAAUGAAAUGACUGUACGUUUUGUGUCUAAUUAUAUAGAAAAUGGAACAGGUUUUGAAGCCGUUGUUUUUCGAGAAUGUGGAGGACAAAUGGAAGGACCAAGAGGAAUUAUCCAGUUUGAUAAUACAUCUUAUUAUGCUGUUCAUUCUCUUCGAUGUGAAUGGAAUGUUACAGUUAGACCUGGAAGAACAAUAGAAGUCAAAUUUCUUGAAUUGGAAAUGAUGAAUAAAGAUCCUAAAGUUUGCAAUCGUAAUUUCAUAAUGUUAAAGAAUGGAGAAUCUGCAUUUUCUCCUCUUCUUGGAGAAGGGAAAUAUUGCGGUGAUACUAUUCCUUCACCUUUAACAACAACAACAAAUAAAUUGUACGUUAAAGCAGUAUGGCUGGCAUCUUCUGCAAAAUUCAAAUUAUCAUACAGGGAAGUAGGAAUGGAUUGUGGAGGUCAAUUAACUUUAUCUGAUGAAAAUAGUUCUAUAGAAUUUUCAACACCAAACUAUCCAAAUGUUCCACCACCUUAUACUGAAUGUAUUUGGACAUUUUUGGCGCCGGCAGGAAAGAGGCUUUCAAUUCAUUUUAUCAAUGCUUUUGAUUUGACUGAUAGUGCAAAUUGUGAAAAAGAGUACGUUGAAAUUCGAGACGGUGGCACGGAAUCUUCGAAAUUAUUGGGAAGAUAUUGUUCAGAUAUUGCUCCUAGUACAAUAACUUCAGUUGAUAAUGUAUUGUAUGUACAUUUCUAUUCUGACGUCGCAGAUCAAAAGAAUGGAUUCCAAGCAGUUGUAACGACAGAUGCUAUAUGCGGAGGAAUAAUGAGAGGUGUUCGUGGUGUAAUAAGAUCACCAAAUUAUCCUAAUAAUUAUCCAAAAAAUCAACAUUGUGUAUGGUGGAUAAUUGGACCAUCGAGUUAUUCAUUAAAAAUUCAAUUCCAAGAUUUGCAUUUACCCAGUUUGCGAAAAUGUAAUCAAACUGAUCAUAUAAUUAUUAGUGAAAAAUUACCAGAAAAUAAUACGUCUACGGAAAUUGGUACAUAUUGUGGAUGGAAUAAACCAGAUUUAAUUAGAACUGCUUCGAAUGAGGCAUUAAUUACUUUUGUAACAGACGAUAAAGAAUUUAUAUGGUACAGGGGAUUUAGUUUGAAUUAUUCCAUAAGUUUUGAAAAAUGUGGCGGUGCUUUGUCCGGAAUGUUUGGUGAAUUUAAGACAUCUGGUUAUCCAAAUGGAAAUCUAAGAAGAUACUGUGUUUGGAGAAUUACAGUUCCAGAAGGUUUUCAAGUCAUUGUAGAUGUCCUUGACAUUGAAUCAGACUACAGAUAUCCAGUUAAGUUCUUCAACGAUAUUUAUCAUAUUUCGAGAAUUAAAUUUUUGAAAUCCAGUGAUCCUGAGAAACGUGUUAUUAGUUCAUCUAAUAUAAUGGUUGUUUCGCAUUUUUCACAAAUUGGACAACGUGGAUUGAAAGCUAAAUUCACAGCAGUUGCACCAGCACCUUGUGGUGGACUGAUGAAAAAUCUCAAAGGCAGCCUUUCAGUACCAAAUACAAGGCCAUUUAAUGAAACAUCCUUUUAUUGUCAAUGGAGAAUGGAACCACCAGAGGAGAUUCUUCAUUUUGAAAAUCAAACUGGUUUAACGAUGACUUUAAAAGUUUCUGGAAUUAUUGGUGAUACACGGCAAGCAACUAGAAACUGUUUAUUUUAUCAACAAUACGUAAGAGUUACAGAUCCUGAUGCUUUAAUUGCUACUGUUUGUGGUAAUCUUAUGUCAAAACCAAUGUACGUGCGUUCUCCAUCCACUUUAAAUACUGUUAAGGUACUGAAUGCAACUGAAGUAUCGCCAAUGAAAAUUAAUCUAACGUACGAAUGGCAAAAAUGUGGUGGUAUCUUAGGUGGUCCAUUCCAUACAAUUCAAACUCCAAGACUUGAAUCAUUUCCAAUAAAUUGUGCUUGGGAAGUCAAAUUUCCGGACAAUGGAGAAAUUAUAAAUUUAAAGUUUAAUUCAAUAAAUUUAGGAAGUUGCGAGAAAAAUUAUAUUAUUGUCAGAAAUGGUGGACCAAAUUCUCCAGAGUUGGAUAAAAUUUGCGGUAAUAUAAUACCGCAAAAAAUUGUCAGCUCCAGUCAUAAACUUUGGAUUGAAUUUUAUUCGGAGACCACGCCAAAUGAUUUUGAAUUUACAUUAGAUCAAAUUGGAAAUGAAUGCGGUAGUGUAUAUCGUGGUAAUCGAAAAGAAAUCUCUUCACCCAAAUUCCCAUCAUCUUAUUUACCAAAUUCUGAAUGUGUUUGGACUCUUGUGGCGGAGGCGGGUUAUCAUAUUCGACUUGAAUUCGUGGAUAGAUUUAAUUUAGAAUCUAGUACAAAUUGUGAAAAUGAUUAUAUACAGUUAUUUAAAUGGAACGAUAAUGAGAAAGGUGACAAUGAAUGGACACAAAUAGAUAAAAUUUGUGGUCGUAAUACGCCAGGUUCAUAUAAUUCGACUUCAACACGAUUGAAAGUUUUAUUCCAUUCAAAUGAAGCAAUUGAAGGAGAUGGAUUCCGAGCACUAUGGUAUCAAGAUUGCGGAGGAGUUUUUGAAGUCACUAAGGAUAUGAAAUAUCUGAAAUCACCGAAUUAUCCAAGUUCUUAUAAGAGAAAUCAAUUUUGUAACUAUACUCUUAUUGCACCUCAGAAAGAUAUUAUUGUCGACUUUAUAGACUUUCAAGUUGAACAAGGAAGUAAAGGUAAACGUGAUUGUCGCUGGGAUAAUGUGACAAUUAUAACUGAAGGUAUGUAUUAUUUUGAGGAACCUUAUGAAACUGUUUUCUGUGGAUCUGAAUUACCUGCAGUUCAAAAAUCCGUUUCAAAAAUGCAAAUCAUAUUAAGAACGGAUUCCUAUCGUCAAAUGCCUGGAUUCUUUCUGAGAUACUUUUUAAGCGAAUGCGGUGGUGAAAUAACAGAGCCGCAAAUGAUCAGUUCUCGUAAUAAUGGUCCAACAUAUUUUGGUGGAAUUAAUUGUACUUGGGUUAUUAAAGCUCCCUUAAACAAGAGAGUGGUACUUGGUUUUGAGCAAUUUUCACUUGAAUAUAGUUCAAGUUGUUCUUUUGAUAUGGUUGAUGUGUUCGAAGGAUCUUUUAUUGACGUUGCGAAACGAUUGGGAAGUUAUUGUGGAAAUUUGACUGAAAUGCUUCCAAUUAUUAAAACUACAGGGAAUGUAAUGACUGUUAAUUUUAUUUCUGAUGAAUAUAAUCACUUUGGAGGUUUUAAAGCGUUGAUUACAUUUGGAAAUAAUGAAGCUGAAGGAUGUGGAGGAAUUUUAAAUAUUACCGACUCUAUUUCCUUUAGGACACAAAAGUCUGAAUUUUAUGAUUCUUUACAAGAUUGUCACUGGACUGUAAUUACAUCACCUACUAAACAAUUAAGAUUCAUUAUCAAUUCCAUUGAUUUAAAAUUGAGUGUUAAUAAAACUGUUCGUUACGACCGAAUAUGCUCAGGAGAUUAUUUAGAGGUAAGGGAUGGAAAAUCACAAUACGGAGAAUUACUUGGCGAAUUUUGUGGUAAUGAUUCACCAGCUCCUUUGACAUCCUCUACGAAUUCAUUGUGGAUCAGACUUUUCACGGAUGGAACAAUUGUAGGAAGAGGUGUUACUGCAACAAUUGAAGCAUUUGAAUCCUAUUGUGGAGCAACGGAACUUCAUUUUAGUAACAAAACACAAAUUCUGCAAUCACCAUCAUAUCCUGAUCCAUACCCAGCAGAAAUAACUUGCAGAUGGUUAUUGUCCGAACCUAUUGGAGAAUUGGGAGUCUAUUUUAUUCACUUUACUGAUUUCGAUUUAUUAGACAACGAAGAAUGUAAAGAAGAAUAUGUUCAAAUCACUGAUUAUAACAAUAAACAUUAUAUUUCUGAAGGAUAUGGGGAAAACCAUAUUGUCAGUGGCAAACAACAUGAUCUAUUUAGUUUGACCUUGGGUAAUCUUUUACCUGAUGCUUCAUUAAAAUAUUGUGGAAACGCAAUGCCGCACGAUUUUUACAGCUAUGGAGACCAAAUAGAAGUAAAAUUCAAAUCGUCAAUUCAGAAUGCACCAAGUCAUAAAGGCUUUAAAUUUGAAUAUGGAAUAUCUAAGUGCGACCGUAAUCGAACAGGACUACAGGGAAGAUUAGUACAUCAAGGUUUUGAUGAAUGUUGGCUUACAAUUACUGCUCCACUUAAUCACACUAUUGCCUUGUACUUUAACAGUUUUAGAUUAGGAGGUUAUGACAAUUGUGAUGAAACUGCAUUACAAGUUUUUGAUGGAGGAUUCAAGGAUCAUCGAGUGAUGAGUGCAUGUGGUUAUCAAACACCUGAUCCAGUAUUUAGUACUGGAAAUUUAUUAAGUUUGCAUUCAUUCCAAACUUCUUCUAGAAGAUAUACUGGUUAUGACAUUACAUAUGUUGCUACAGAUAAAGGUCGUGGUUGUGGAGGAAGAAUAUUUAAUUUCGCCGGUAGAUUUACUUCACCAAUGUAUCCUGGUCCAUAUAGAAAGGAUGCUGAAUGUACUUGGUUUAUUAGUGUUCCUGUGGGCUUUAGAGUAGUGUUAAAGUUUACAGAUUACGACCUUGGCUCAGACGAAUUUUGCGAGUCAAACAAAAUUCAAAUAAGUAGUACCCAUAAACUAGGUGCAAUAGCUUGGUUCUACUGUGGAUCGAUGCGAGAUAUAGCUGAUAUUCAUAGUUCAACUAAUGAAAUUGAAGUUGUAUAUACGACAAGUAUAAACAAUGCUGGUAAAGGAUGGGCUAUUGAUUUUACUAGUGAGAAAAGCGAUCAAAUUGCAAAUGGUUGACAUUUAUAAAAGAUAAUCUUUUUUAUUGGCUGUUUUCUUUAUCAUCAACUCAUAAAAUUAUCCUUCUAAAAUAGCAUGUAAUGUAAUUAUAUUUAUUUAUAUUGUUCAAUUAAACUUUGUACAUUUUUGGAAAUACAGAAAAUUUUACAAUUUAAAA